AUGCCACCACUCAUGCUGAGCAAGAGGCUUAGCUCAGUACAGGGGGUUCGACUGGCUGGAGCCUCGUCCACCUGGGACAUCAAUAUCCACUACCCACCAGACUGCCCUGGAGGCAUAAUUGCAUCCUGCACCCCGCACCACAACGCAACCCCUGGAAACGACCCUGCUUCCACACCGCUAGCUCUACCAGCAUUGACACAUCCACAUAUUCACUUGGACAAAGCAUUUGUCCACAGUGCCCGUGAAUAUGCACACCUUCUCCCGUCUACCGGCUCUUUCCAGGAGGCUUUAUCUGUCACCACCGUGGCCAAGCAGCGGUUCACCCGGCCUGAUCUGCUCAAUAGAGGGGAGUGGCUGGUCGCCGAAUCGGUCUCGUGGGGAGUGACGGCUAUGCGAGCAUUCGUGGAGGUCGAUCAUACGGUCAAGCUGAUCUGCUUGGACGCAGCGAUGGAUCUCAAAAGCCAAUGGAAUGACGUCUGUGAAAUCCAAAUUGUGUGCUUCGCACAAGAUCCCAUUUUCUCUACCCAACACGGAGAGGAAAAUAGGGACUUCCUUGAAACGGCGCUCGAACAAUACCCGCAGAUCGAUGUGAUCGGAACAACCCCGUAUGUGGAAUCAACUAUCGAAGCGGCCAAAAGGAACAUCGACUGGGCGAUUGACCGUGCCCUGCAGCUUGAUAAGCAUCUUGAUUUCCAUCUCGACUACAAUCUCGACUCGAGUAAGGAAGCCCUGUUAUGGCACGUCUUGCACAGUCUGCGGCAACGAGGGUGGACGGGAUCAUCCACGGCUAAGCGCGUGAUGCUCGGUCAUUGUACUCGACUCACGCUCCUCGCUGACGAGAAGUGGAGGGAAGUCUCCCGCAUCAUCCAUGACAACGAUCUCCCCGUCAGUUUCGUGGGCUUGCCAACCAGUGACCUCUACAUGGCCUCUCCUCCGCCUGAUCCAAACGGGGCACCGGACAGACCCAGAGGCACCUUGCGGGUUCCCGAAAUGAUACGCAAGCAUGAUUUGGACGCGGUGAUUGGUGUCAAUAAUGUUGGCAAUGCCUUCACGCCCUGGGGCCCUCCGGAUCCGCUGUUCCUCGCUUGUCUAGGAGUGGGAGUUUAUCAAGCUGGAACGCAGGCUGAUGCCGAGCUCUUAUACGAGUGUGUGUCUACCCGUGCCCGCGCUGCAAUUGGGCUGUCCCCCUCUCAUUCGAAUAUUGCCGUCAAGGAAGGCGAGCGUCCGGAUUUUCUUGUAUUCCAUAAUCGAGAUGUUACUGGAUGCGGUAUUGCGGCCCGUCCGCGCAGCAGCGUCGCAGAAAUCGUAUGGGAUCCCCCCGCACAAUUAAAUCGAGACGUGCUGUUCAACGGACGACUGAAACGUUCCGGUCUUCCCACCUUGCGCAAUGACUUCAGCUAUGUCUUCUCGACCGAGUAG
Molecule: messenger RNA, 1419 nt
Organism: Penicillium canariense
Lineage: Eukaryota; Fungi; Ascomycota; Eurotiomycetes; Eurotiales; Aspergillaceae
Product: putative zinc metallopeptidase
Exons: 1
Coding region: 1-1419 (472 amino acids)
Molecular function (GO): hydrolase activity, acting on carbon-nitrogen (but not peptide) bonds, in cyclic amidines
Source: RefSeq, a predicted model, not a curated record